This is a messenger RNA of Seminavis robusta, 339 nucleotides long. The record is from the annotation of a GenBank genome assembly. Lineage: Eukaryota; Bacillariophyta; Bacillariophyceae; Naviculales; Naviculaceae.
AUGGUUACGGGACAUCAGCUACCGGUAGCCAGAAGCACGCUUCCAGGCUUAUUCGAACGCACCGAUUCCGCAUGUAGGAUUCUUAGCACACGAUCAGAUUUGAUUGAAUUCCUCCAGCACGAGAGACCCUAUCGCAAAUUUGAUUUUGCCUGCAUUCUCAAAAUGGCUGGGUUGGGGUUGGGCACGACGGCUUUGGGUCCCUCGUGUUUUGACGCCGGGUAUGCUUCAAUGGUUGGUUUUGCAGAAUUAAUUAAAGCUACGAGACAGGCGCCAUCGCAAGCGAUGGAGAUAGCAAACACCCUUCCAGCAAGAUCAUCAAAACCAGCUAUAACAACUUGA